Molecule: messenger RNA, 618 nt
Organism: Didymodactylos carnosus
Lineage: Eukaryota; Metazoa; Rotifera; Eurotatoria; Philodinida; Philodinidae
Source: the annotation of a GenBank genome assembly
AUGGUUGCUCGGGGUUCAGAGGAGUAUGAUUGGGAAGAAGUUUUCUCUUGUUAUGAUGCAACCGUUGGUUUUCCAUCGUGUAUCUAUUACGAGGAACUAGUGAGAAGAUAUCCUGAUGCUAAAGUGAUAUUGGGAGUGCGCGAUCCAGAUAAAUGGUAUAAGAGUGUCAAAGAUACAAUUUAUGAGGCGCGACAUCGAUUUCCUGGCCGUUAUGUAAAACGAUUCAACCUACUAAAUUAUGGUUGGAAAUUCUGGGAAUCAUAUAGAAUUGAUAAAAUGUCUCGGGCAAUCAUAUGGACAAAAACCUUUCAUAAUCGAUUUGAAGAUAAACAAUUUGCAAUUGAAUUGUUUCAGCAGCAUUAUGCUAGAGUUCAGCGUGUAGUGCCAAAGGAGCGUUUACUUGUUUAUGAUGUCAGCCAAGGUUGGGCACCAUUAUGUCAAUUUUUAAAUGUUCCAGUACCGUCGGAAGAGUUUCCCCGUGUAAAUGAUACUAAUAGUCAUCGUAGAGACAUCGAGAGAGAAAAUCGACUCGGCUGGCUUAUUGUUAUUGGUUUAACUAGUAUUUUAUUGGCUAUUAUUUUAGUCUUUCCAGUGUCGUUCAUGAGGAAAACUUGCUAA